Messenger RNA from Paramecium tetraurelia, 255 nucleotides. RefSeq lists its product as uncharacterized. Lineage: Eukaryota; Ciliophora; Oligohymenophorea; Peniculida; Parameciidae. The record is from RefSeq and is a predicted model, not a curated record. The transcript has a single exon.
AUGAAUAAUUUAAGAGCAUUACUAUUUAAAAUCUAAAAUUCCUAUAUUCAUUUAGGAUAAUACAAAGGACUGUGUUUAGAAUUUGAUGAAAGUAUGAAUGAUCUAAUAAGAAUUACUUGCAUAUUUGUCUGGCUCGGAGACCAUCGACCAUUUCUUAUUGAGAAAAUUAAUUGUGGAGAUGGAGAAAGAACGAUUUGGAUCAACAAUAACGAUAACUAAGGCUCUUCAACAACUGAGUAAGAUUAGACAGAAUGA